Sporothrix brasiliensis 5110 is the source of this 2790-nucleotide messenger RNA. Its product is annotated as c2h2 transcription factor. The record is from RefSeq and is a predicted model, not a curated record. The coding region runs from base 1 to 2790 and encodes 929 amino acids. Gene Ontology annotation, cellular component: nucleus. Lineage: Eukaryota; Fungi; Ascomycota; Sordariomycetes; Ophiostomatales; Ophiostomataceae. The transcript is spliced from 4 exons.
AUGAAGAAGGCGUUUCGGUGGUUUGGUGCAAGUAGCGACGACCUCGCGUCGUCUCGUGCGACAGCCGCCUCAGCGUCCACGAAUUCCCAGCAGCAGAGUGCUCCCCUCGCCGCCGCCACCUGCCGCAUGACGCCUGCAACUGCCACUGCGGCCCUUUCAGCACCACAGUCACGCAUUUCUUCGCACGAGUCCUCGGUGCGCAAGACUCCUUCUCUUUCCCACAACGCCAGCUCCAGCACUGUGAAUCCCCCCACCGCCCACGGCUAUCGCGUAUCUACUGACGCUCUUGCCACCACCGCUACCAUCUCUUCCGCCUCAAUUCCAUCUUCACCCUCACCAUCCACCUCAUCCUCCCCCUCUCCUCUCCUUUACUCAUCACACUCUCUCUCGCCUACGCCACAGCCAGCCACUCCUCAUUCCGCAUCCCCCGACGACAGCCUUCACAGCGACUUCGACCUCUUCCCCCACGCCCGCCUUGUCGACUCGGUUGCUCACUGCAGCCUGAAGGAGGUCUCCAAAUUGCCGUCGCCUGUUGUCGUUCAGCCGCUGUCGUCGUCGGCCUCCCCUGCCGUCCUCACUCCCUCUUCGCCCGCUGUGACUGCAUCCCCUGCGACAAUCGUGCCCUUGAAUCCAUCGGCCCAUCGACGUCUUCUGUCGUCGUCGCUUGCUGGUAGCUCUCCGCCGAGAAAGCAUCGUCGUCUUUUUACCGACGACCAGCACCGUGGCACUAGUCGCUACGAGACGGACGACCUUGAGCGCCCCUCUCCGACGUGCCCCACCAAGUCUUCUCAAACGCCGUCAACUACAUCCUCUACGCCAAUCUCGCCCUCAACCACAUCCACACCCUCGACCGUCAGACGGACAUCGCCCGUCGGCUUCGACGCCGACAUCGACAGAGACAUCAAGGAAGGGAACGUGAUAGGAACACCAACCGCCUUUGCCCUCGGCAUCUCCGUCAACUUUCGUCGCCCUGUCUCUUUUCGCAACCACAGCCCUCACACCCCUGAGAACCAUCAAAAGAACGUCAACAUGACGUCCAGUCACCCAUUCGAGACCGCCAUGAAUCGCGGCCGCCAGGACUCCUUUGUCAGCGCCGGGCCCAAGCCCAUCUCCAUGAUCAACCCCAACCGCACCGAUGCCCACCGCGCACGGCGCGAGAGCCUUGCGGGCAGCCUCAUGGGCGGCGGUAUGAGCUGGGGCGGACUGUCUGUCAGCAGCUUCAUUCGGGACGAGAUGAUGGGUGUUUCUAUGGGCACGUCGCCAAACAUGGCGGCCCACCAAUCGCCAUCUCUACACUCCACCUCGUACCUCCCCAAGAUGGAGGCCAACUUCAUGCGGGAUUUCAUGUGCUGUGACCGUAUCUGGCCCACCAUGCACGACCUCCUUCAGCACUACGAGGAAAGCCACACCCGCCAGGCGCCGUCGACCUCGCGUCAUGUUGGCGGCAAUACGCUGUCCAUCCCGGGCAGCCAGCGUAAUGCCAACGGUGCGUCACUCGGUGUCCCCGGCCAGUCCAACCUUCAGGCCAUUCAGCAAGGUCAGCUCGGGCAGGCAAGCAGCCGCCCGGGUGGCGCGCCCGCCAACGGCAACGGCAACGGCCUGAGCAUGGGCCUCGGUGUCGGUGGUUUCCAGCAGAUGGUGCGCCAACAGCAGCUCCAGCAGCCAGCCGGUGGUGUUCAGCAGCAGCAGCAGCAGCAGCAGACACAUUCCGGACAGGCUACACCAAUAGCCCCUAAGCACCAGGCGCUGGCGAUGAAUGACGACAUGGACGCUGUGGGCGACAUGGAGAUGGACGAUGCCGUUGGUCACAUGGACAUGGACGACAGCAGCAGCAGCAAUCAGCGCACCAUCCAACAGACCCGCCAGCUGUUCGGCCAGCAGCGGCCACAGCUCAACCUCAACAGCAGCGGCCUCGCCCACCAAGCCCUGCGCACAUCCAACCCGACCACCCCAGCCGCGGCGAACUUUGGUUUCGCCAACAACCCGACGGUCUCGUCGGUCAACACUCCCACCCUUAGUACCCAGCAAGGCUUUCCCAACCAGACGCAGUUCUCCCACGAGUCCACGCCGGACUUGGACGACGACGAGGACGUUGCCGGCCUCGGCCUCAAGAUGGAUCUGGGCAACAUGGACAUGACCAACAACUUUGGAAUGGGCUUUGCGAACAACCUGGGCGGCCUUGAUUUUAGCACCAUCAACGACCCUGCGAAAAGCUUGUACAGUCCCAAUGGUGCCGCUGGUGGUGGAUCCCCGCAGCUCAGCCAGCAGCAGCAGGCGCUGGCGCAGCAGCUGGCCAAUUUCAAUCUCGACCAGUCGCAGUUCCCGCCGGGUACGGACACGGCGGCUCUUCUACAGCAGAUGAGCGCCGCCUUCCUGCUGCCUGAAGAGCCCAAGCCCUUCCGCUGCCCUGUCAUUGGUUGCGAGAAGGCCUACAAGAACCAAAACGGCCUCAAAUACCACAAGGCCCACGGCCAUGCAACCCAGCAACUGCAUGAGAACGGUGACGGCACCUUUUCGAUUGUAAACCCGGAGACGUCUGCGCCGUACCCGGGCACCAUGGGCAUGGAGAAGGAGAAGCCUUUCAAGUGCGACUAUUGUGGCAAGCGCUACAAGAACUUGAACGGUCUCAAAUACCACAAGCAACACUCGCCGGCGUGCGACCCCGAGGUUCUUGCCCAACAGCAGAACCUUCUGUCAAGCAUGGCAGCGACGCUGGGUCAGAACCCGAUGGGGCUCAACCUUGGUGGCAUUCCCACAUUGCCAAACAUUGGGGAAGAACAAAUGAACUAA